AUGGGGCAGCAUUUGGCUGUGUCUAGCUUUGACAGUGAUGGAGAGGCAGUGACAAGCUCCUGUCUUGGGGAGAACCUUCGCCACACCUUCCCUUGGCUGGGGGGCUUUCUGGCUUGCCGCAAGCAGCUGGGUGCUGGCACAUAUGGCACUGUCUUUGAGGCAGGAUUCGAGGUGGGCACGGCCGUUGGCAGUCAAGGCCGGGGUAAAAAGCGUGGCUACACUAACCUGCUCGGAAAAGCAGCUCGACAUCGUUGGUUGCCAGCUCAACUUCCACAGCUGUCAGAAAAAGAGUUGAAAGAAGUGGGCAACCUCCCUGAAAAGGCAGACCUGACACGGGUUCAUGCACAGAUUUUGUUUCACAAAGCUGCUUUGUCCACUGGCGCGGCUCGUGCAGUUCUUUGUACAGAUCUGUUUGCAUCCAACUUUUCCUGGCAUCAGGUUUUUGUCGGUGAGCUGCCACCUCUGAAACCCCGAAGCGAAGUAUUGGCUUUGUGUGCUAAGGGCAAACUAAGGCACCUCACAUGCUCGGAAGUGUUGGCUGCGAAAGGGUACCGGCUUGAAGAAAUGAAUCUCCAUUUGUUACCUCGGUCAACAGCCAUUGGUUAUGCAAAUGCCGCUACUCCGGUUCCAGUGGCAAUCUUGUGCUUAGCUUUAGGUUUGGCCAUAGAGAAGCUGCGACGCCAGUAG
Messenger RNA from Cladocopium goreaui, 687 nucleotides. NCBI's taxonomy places the organism in Eukaryota, Dinophyceae, Suessiales, Symbiodiniaceae. The record is from the annotation of a GenBank genome assembly.